GGACACAGAUAACAGUAAGACCAUGGAGCUCAGUGAGGCCAGCGUGAAUGCUGUCAAAAUGAGUAAAGAGCGGAAGAAACUCAUCCGAAAACAAAUGAAAGCAUGCCAUAUUUUACUAAAACAUGACGGUAUUAGAACAGCAUCGCACGUCACUAAGAGUCUGGUGGUGGCUAACGGUGGGCUGGGGAAUGGGGUGAGCCGAGAGCAACUGUGUGCAGCCAUGAAGGAGAUGGGUGAGCUGGAGACCAUUAUCAUGUCUCCUCAUAAACCAUAUGCCUUUGCUACAUACAGUUCAGAGCAGAGUGCCCAGAAAGCUCAUGGCCUUCUCAAUGGACACCUGUUGCAUUGUGGAGACAACAGUGUGACACUCUACCUCAGCUUUGUUGAUUCAGUACCCUGUGAGGCAGAGGAGCAUGUGCCUCUCCCAGAAGGCCUCUCAUUGGUCGAGGACUUCGUCUCUUCAGAGGUAGAGGCUUUGCUGUUGGCAGCUGUCGAUUGGGUCACGUUUGAUGAUGACACAGCUCAGAAGGCUUUGAAACACAGACGAGUGAAGCAUUACGGUUAUGAGUUUCGCUACGACACAAACAAUGUGGAGAAAGACAAAGCUUUAUCGGUCGGCCUUCCUGAUGAGUGUGUGCCUAUACUGGAGAGAUGUUUGAAGGACGGACACAUCGGAGCCAUGCCAGACCAACUGACUGUCAAUCAAUACCAGCCAGGACAAGGUAUCCCCCCUCACGUUGACACUCACUCAGCCUUUGAAGACACCAUCCUCUCUCUGAGCCUUGGAUCCAAGACGGUGAUGGAGUUCCGUCAUCCAGACGGCCGCGUGGUGGCUGUGCUGUUGCCAGGGCGAAGCCUCCUGGUGAUGAAGGGGGAGAGCCGCCACCUCUGGAGCCACGGGAUCACGCCCAGGAAGUUUGACAUGGUGCCUGCCUGCGACCCCGAACCCCCUGCAGCGAUAACCCCUCACCUGGGAAAUCCAGGCAAUCUAACCCUGAGCAAGAGGGGCACCCGCACCUCGUUCACCUUCCGCAGGAUCAGGCGAUCGCCCUGCCAAUGUGCGUUUCCCUCCGCGUGUGACAGCCAGGGAGCUCCGUCCUCGCUUCCCUCGGCCCCAUCACUCCCGCGUUGCCAAGGCGAUGCGGCCCGCCUGGAGGAGGAGUACGUGCACCGCGUGUACGACGCCAUCGCCCCCCACUUCAGCGGCACGCGCCACUCGCCCUGGCCGCGAGUGUGUGACUUCCUGUCCUCCCUGGUGCCUGGCGCCGUGCUGGCCGACGUUGGCUGCGGAAACGGGAAGUACCUGGGAGUCAACCCGGAAGUAGUGGCGUUGGGUUGUGACCGUAGCAGUGCCCUGGUCCACAUCUGUGCAGAGAGGGGUUUUCAGGCGUUUGUGUCUGAUGCCCUCAACGUCCCCAUGCUCACUGCCUCAUGUGAUGCAUGCAUAUCUAUUGCUGUGAUACACCAUUUUUCCACACCGGAGCGUCGCCUGGCUGCAGUCAGGGAACUGAUGAGGCUGCUGAAGCCCGGAGGUCGGGCUCUCAUCUAUGUAUGGGCUCUUGAACAGGAAUACAACAAGCAGAGGUCAAAGUACCUCAAACACCAGAGCAGGGAACCUUCCGGAAGCCCAAACACUGCAGAGGGCCAAUCAGAGGGCAGCGCAUCACCCAAGAGGACUGUAAAUAGCCACGGCGACGUAGGCAUCACAAAUGUUGACAGACUAGAUAGAGAGGUCAGUGGCCCCGUAGAUCAGAGGCCAGGCGAGGACCAGGUGCACCACGGGAAACUGAGUGUCCACACCAACCGCACCGCUUUCAACUCCCAGGACUUGCUGGUUCCCUGGCAUCUGAAGGACGGGAAGGGCAAGGCGGGAAAGGGAAGGAAAGGAGGGAGAGAAGCUGGGAACCGUGACAUGAUAAGAGAAACGGCCUUGGCUGUUUCUAAAGAUAACCCCUCGAUCGCCGAAAAUAUCUUGCCUUCUAUCGGGCCUGCUUCAGACUGCAAGACUGAACCAACUGAUUCCAAUCAACGGAGCACACACCCAGACUCAAUGUCGGCUAAGGUUGCGACCCCUAAUGCUUGUCUGGAUUCCAGCCUGCCAUCCUCAACAAAGGAUACUGAUCAUGCAUGCAAAUCCUGUCCCGGUUUUGAAGCUGCUGCUACACCCGCUAUCCCAGAGUCCAGUACGGCGGCAGCUGUAUUCCACCGCUAUUACCAUGUCUUCCAGCAGGGAGAGAUUGAGAAGGUGUGUUGUCAGGUAGAUGGUGUCAGAGUUCAGACCAGCUACCAUGACCAGGGCAACUGGUGUGUGAUACUGGUGAAAGACUGAACAAAUGAAUACAAGAACAAGAACCGCUGCCCAACAAACGUAUGUUAUAAACAUAUGCCCCCCCUACACACUCACACAUAGAGCUUGGAUAAAAUGAUGAGCCAUGUGCCGCAGUUUUACAUGGCGUAUUAACUAUUAUUAAUAAUCCUCCUGCACAUAUGUGCCGAUUGGUUGAUUGAUCCUAAACAUGUUAUUAUGUUAAAAUUACGUGAACCCCAUAUCUAAUAAAUUUUUAAUUGUU
Gadus morhua (Atlantic cod) is the source of this 2570-nucleotide messenger RNA. It is a transcript of the gene alkbh8, whose product is annotated as alkB homolog 8, tRNA methyltransferase. The coding region runs from base 23 to 2329 and encodes 768 amino acids. The transcript has 12 exons. Gene Ontology annotation, cellular component: nucleus; cytoplasm. Gene Ontology annotation, molecular function: tRNA binding; S-adenosylmethionine-dependent methyltransferase activity; tRNA (5-carboxymethyluridine(34)-5-O)-methyltransferase activity. The record is from RefSeq and is a predicted model, not a curated record. Lineage: Eukaryota; Metazoa; Chordata; Actinopteri; Gadiformes; Gadidae. Gene Ontology annotation, biological process: tRNA methylation; tRNA wobble uridine modification.